Molecule: messenger RNA, 2718 nt
Organism: Alternaria arborescens
Lineage: Eukaryota; Fungi; Ascomycota; Dothideomycetes; Pleosporales; Pleosporaceae
Product: Transmembrane GTPase
Exons: 2
Coding region: 1-2718 (905 amino acids)
Biological process (GO): mitochondrial fusion
Cellular component (GO): mitochondrial outer membrane
Molecular function (GO): GTP binding; GTPase activity
Source: RefSeq, a predicted model, not a curated record
AUGAAUCCCGAUCGACGAAACGGCCGGCCCUCCUCGUCUGGAGAGUCCUCCAGCAGCCGUCGUGGUGGGUCAGAUGACUUUGUUCCGCGACAGAAUGCUCGACCUGGAUACAUGACGGUUGGCGGCGGAAGCACCACAAGCGACGCCGCUGCCCGUCUCGUGUCCAUGUUGGACGAGGACUCUGGUUAUGGCGGAAGUAUGCAAGAUGGCGAAAGCAGCGGGAUGAACUGGCGGUCUAACGUUGGCGAAGAUAGGCCAUCACCUAUGUCUUUUGCCGGGUCAGGAAACGCCGAAGUCGAGAAACAGCGCAGCCAUGUGCUCCAAUUGCGAUACAACCAGAACAAAAACGCCCUCGGUCGGGCGAUCGCCGGCACCAUCGAGACAUUGAAGAGUUUCCAAGAAAUGAAUCUGAAAUGGCCGGCCCAUUACCCCUCGGUACAGGUGGCCGAAAAACAAAAGGCGCACCUUCGCAGCGAAUCUCGGCCUGGACUGCAGCACACGCAGUCUGCGAUUGGCAACUUCGACCCCGAUAUGCGCUCUCCCGAACGACCUCGAGGACCCCGCCGGGCGGGCACAACGAUUGGAGAUGACCCCGCCGCUGAGUCGAGCGCUGCCGCCGAGCAAAAGCGUAGAGAAGAGCCUCGACUGGUUACGCCCCAACUUGCUCACGAUUUCUCCGUUCUGAAGCUGGAACUGCGCAUGGGCGGCCGAACACAGACAGACUUGGUACAUUCGCUGGAGAAAAACUCUGUUGCGUCUCUCCUCGACGGCCAGAUCCAACAGAGCAUACGCCACCUCUUCUCUCUCAAGGAGCGUAUCGAAGAUACGUCAAGCAAGGUCCUGGUCACGGGAGACUUGAACGCUGGAAAGUCGACCUUCUGUAAUGCCCUCCUCCGACGUAAGGUCCUGCCCGAAGACCAGCAGCCCUGCACGAGCAUUUUCUGCGAGGUUCUUGACUUCCGGGAGAACGGUGGUGUCGAAGAGGUUCACGCAAUUCCCAUCGGUUCGACGUACAACCGCAACGACGAAAGCACGUACGUUGUAUUCGAUAUCAAGGAUCUGGAGAAAAUUGUCAUCGACAACGAUCAUUUCGCACAGUGCAAGAUCUACAUCAAAGACAUCCGAGAUGUUGACGAAUCACUUCUGAACAACGGAGUGGUCGACAUCGCUCUCAUCGACGCCCCGGGUCUGAACGCCGACUCUCUCAAGACCACCGCCGUGUUCGCUCGCCAAGAAGAGAUUGAUGUCGUCGUCUUUGUCGUUUCUGCUGCGAAUCACUUCACCGAGUCCGCUAAGAACUUUAUCUUCACCGCAGCGCGCGAGAAGGCAUACAUGUUCAUGGUAGUCAACGGCUUCGAUACCAUUCGCGAUCAGAACCGUUGCCAAGAGAUGAUCUUAAAGCAAGUUGCUAACCUCAGUCCGGCCACCUUCAAGGAGUCUAGCGAGCUGGUACAUUUCGUUUCUAGUAACGCCAUCCCCAUGGGUGCAGGUGGGAGCCCCCCUGAUGACGACGGUGACGACGAUCCAUCCGACAAAGGAAAGGGCAAGGAGGCAGAGAAGCAGCGCGACUUUGCCGAUCUUGAGGCUUCGUUACGACGUUUCGUGCUGGAGAAGAGGGCCAGGUCUAAACUUGCACCCGCAAAGACUUAUCUUCUCAACGUACUAGGAGAUAUGAACAACCUAGCCACAGUCAACCGAGAUGUGUCUCAGAGCGAAUUGGACCGCGUCAAGAAGGAGAUCGAAGCGCUCGAGCCUGAGUUUGAAGAGUCCAAGAAGUCACGGACAGAAGCUGGAGAGGCAGUGGAUCGCAUGGUUGAAGAUACGACGUCAGACGUCUAUGGCUACACUCGAGACACGCUCAACAACUGCAUUGCCAGAGUAGCUGAACAGGAUCUUGGCAUCGAUUACCCUGGCCUGUUCUCAGCAUACCAGUACGCUGAGGACAUCAGGGACUCGAUGCUCCACGAGGUCACUGAAAGCGUCCGUUUGUGCGAAGAACACGCUCGAACCCAAGCUGUGCAGGGCUACAACGGCAUCAAAAACUUGGGUGUCCUACAUCUCGGCAACAACUUGUAUGCCGACGUCAUGUUCCGUCCGGAGAGGAUGUUCAGGAAGUCAGUGCACGCUCUUGCUCGACAAGUGGAUAUCGAUAUUGAUCUGUGGGACUUCUUCGACAUCGCCAGUCUGUGGGAACGCCAGGAGAAGGCCGCUGGUGCCGGUAUGGCCAUGACUGUUGCCGGCGUAGUAGGUGGCAGAUUGGUCGGCGGUGUCGGCUGGGUAGACGGUGCUCUUGGUGCUGCAAAGGUCAUGGGCACAAGCAACAUGAGGAGACUGAUAAUCCCUGGUCUCAUCGCUGGUGUCGCUCUCGGAGUAUCAUACGUACUGGCGUCCGUGCCUAAAUCACUACCUCACAGACUUAGCGCGAAGCUAUCUCAACAAUUAGCGGCGAUCGAUUACACACACUCCAACGCCCUUCGCAUCAGCUCCGAGGUUCGGCGCGCACUCAAAGGCCCUGCUAACGAUGUACGCAUCGGUCUGCAGAGGAACGUCGAAAAGCUCCAGCUCCAGAAGGAGGAGACAACCAAGCUCAAGGCGGAAACUGAAGUUGCACGCAAGUACUUUGGCAACCUUGUCCGCAGCAGCAACGACUUGCGCCAGACGGUCCAACGCGUUGACCUGGAGGCAGCGCCACCAGUGAUUGGCGGACCGAUGCAGUAG